Fusarium oxysporum Fo47 is the source of this 1972-nucleotide messenger RNA. Its product is annotated as tRNA(adenine34) deaminase. Gene Ontology annotation, cellular component: nucleus; cytoplasm. The transcript is spliced from 3 exons. Gene Ontology annotation, molecular function: tRNA-specific adenosine-34 deaminase activity. The record is from RefSeq and is a predicted model, not a curated record. Bases 56 to 1597 code for a protein of 513 amino acids. Lineage: Eukaryota; Fungi; Ascomycota; Sordariomycetes; Hypocreales; Nectriaceae. Gene Ontology annotation, biological process: tRNA wobble adenosine to inosine editing.
AGUGAGGGAGGGAGUGAAGGUAUUCAGAGGCUCGAAGAAGGAGACAAAGACAAACAUGGGAGUUUUCAAGUCACUUGGUCUUUCGCCGGCCAAAGCGGCAGGUGCAAAGGCCUUGCGUCGUCUUUUUGGGCGGGUGCUUCCAGGCGAGACUGACAGUGCCAGUGACACUGAUCAAACGGGCAGGGGCAACUCCAGUAACGACAACAAUACUCAAAGGGAGAAAAACAACAAAGUCAACGCAGAUUCUUCAUCUACAAAACAUCAGGAUACAUCUGCCCCGACUGAUAAUCGCCAACAAGAAGACGCUCUCACCAAUAUCGAAACAUCUGCAACUACCUCCGAUAUGGUGUCGCCUCAGAAGCACGUCCCCCAGGGGAUCGUGGACAAGGAGAACCAACCGCCAAACACGGCUCAGUUGUCAGAGUCGCUCUCUCGUCUGAAAAUUGGAGAGGAGAAGGCUGUCGCAACAUCCCCCAAGCCCGUCGUUUCCACUGCCCCUGCUGCUGCUGCCGCCGAGGAUGCAGCUCCCGCCGUUGAAGGUGUACCUGCUGCCCCCAUCUACACAGACCCUGCUGUCAUAGCGGAGCGAGCGAUGCACAUGAAGUUCACUGAAGAAGCUCUUGACAUGGCGCGACUUGCUCUCAGAACCAACGAAACACCCGUGGGAUGCGUUCUUGUUCACGAUGGAAAGGUCAUUGCUCGAGGCAUGAAUGCAACCAACGUCACUCGAAAUGGUACUCGCCAUGCUGAGUUCAUGGCCCUCGGCGCUUUACUCUCUUACCCUCCCAAGAAUGGACCAAGGACAACCUACCUGAAGCCCAAGCCCAAGAAUCAGUCAGCCGAAGCUUCUGAUACAUCUUCUGUCGAAUCAGGACCCGCCGAUGAGGGUAAUGAGGAUGGAUCCAAGGGCCACCUCUACCCUUAUGGCCAGAAGUGCCACCCUGAUGCGCGAGUUGAUAGAUCUAUCAUUCGAGAGAGCAUUUUGUACGUCACUGUAGAGCCGUGUGUCAUGUGUGCUUCUCUCUUGCGACAACUCGGUAUCAAGAAGGUCUAUUUUGGCGCAGUCAACGACAAGUUUGGCGGAACAGGCGGUGUCUUCAGCAUUCAUGCCAACUCACUUCCUGUCAGUGCUGAUGGCCAGACUGCCAGCGCACAUCCAACACCAAAGCCUGCGCAGCUUCCAGACGGAAGUGGCACACUGGGCGUCUCGUAUCCUCCAGGUGGAGGAGACGGUGGAAACCUGGAAUCUGGUUACGAAAUUGAGGGUGGAUGGGGUCGUGAUGAGGCUGUCGCACUUCUGAGACGAUUUUAUGUCCAGGAGAAUGGACGAGCUCCGGUGCCUCGCAAGAAGGAAGGCCGUGCAGCUCGAUUGGCUGCUAUGAUGGAGGGCGAGGGCACCGGUGAAGGCACUGGCGAGAGCAACGGUGAAAGCAACGGGGAGGAUAAUGGCGAAGGCAACGACGACGAAAACGGCGAAGAAACGCCAACUCCGGAUCUUGCUGCCACUGAACCCGAGCCCCAAGUUCUUGACCUGCCCACUUCAACUCAAACUCUGAAGGAAACGCCCGCGCCGCUAGGUGAUCGUACCAACGUCUAGAACAGCGUUGUCGCGAUGCCGCUGCCGCAUCUGCGCCGUAAGAGUAACACAGAAAAUGGUGGAGCCACGGAAUAUGUGGACACAUCCCAUGGAACCUAGCUGAUGGAACUGUAUCCAUCAGCCCUCCGAGACACCUGUGCCAAAGUAUUGAAAGCACAAUUGGAGAGAAUAAACUCAUUUUAGACGUUUGGAGGGUCGAGUUGCAGUUUCGGUGGAAUUUUGAACAGAAUUGCUGUGGGAGGAUGGCCUUUGACUUUUGAUGCAUUUUGGGCGAGCAUGACGCUCAAGCGGAGGACAUGGCGUGCGGGCUGCUGAGUUCCAGUCGAUUGGGGGCAAGGAAGAGUGCUGUCACUGGAAGGAUGGUGUUGUGGUUUG